Onthophagus taurus is the source of this 2189-nucleotide messenger RNA. RefSeq names its product Armadillo repeat-containing protein gudu (gene gudu). The record is from RefSeq and is a predicted model, not a curated record. Gene Ontology annotation, molecular function: protein binding. NCBI's taxonomy places the organism in Eukaryota, Metazoa, Arthropoda, Insecta, Coleoptera, Scarabaeidae.
AGACAAAUAUUGUCAAUACAUUUUUAUACGGAUUUAUUGAGGAAGAAAGGUGUAUUCACCUUUUUAUAAGGAAAAAGUGUUAAUCGUAAUAAUAAUAUAAUGGCGGCAGAAUUAUCGUCAUCGAAUAUCGCUGAGGUUAAAAAUAUGGGUCCCAGAGAAGUUAUUAUAGAGGAAAUGGAUGAUAGUCCAGAUUCUUCAGUGGGUUCAUCAGAUUCUGAAGAUAGAGUACCAUUAGCUCGACCUGAUAUACCACCAGAAUAUUGGCACAUACAAAAAUUAGUGAAAUAUAUGAAGUCGGGAAAUCAAACGGCAACGGUUGUUGCUUUAUGCUGCCUAAAAGAUCAUGACCUAUCUAAUGAAAUAAAUCAAAUGGCUAUUAUGGACAUAGGUGGUUUAGAAGUUUUAGUAAAUCUUUUAGAGACGGCCGAUAUAAAGUGCAAACUGGGAGCUUUAAGUGUACUAACCGAAUUAUCACUAAAUUUAGAAAUUCGUCGAAGCAUUGCCGAUUUAGGCGGCAUAGCUUUACUGGUUAGCAAUUUAGGACUACCGGCAAGAGAUUUACAAAUUUUAGUUAGCGAGACCAUUUUCAACGUAGCGCAAGUUCGAAAAGCCAGAAAACAUGUACGAAAAUUCGAUGGGAUCCCGAAGCUUGUUGAUUUACUCGAUAUUAAUGAAGCUUAUCUAAUUACAAAGUGGGACGAUUUAGAUGUAGAUGAAAAAGAAAUGGUCAAUACAGCUAUAUCGGCUAUGAGAGCUUUAUGGACUGUUAGUACUAGUAGAAAGAAUGUUUUAGUUAUGAUGAAAUGUGGGAUUAUACCAUUGUUGGCAAGAUUAUUAAGAUCAAUACAUAUGAAUGUUGUGAUACCAACCGUUGGUACAAUAGCACAAUGUGCAAGUGAAGAAAGUUAUCAACUUGCAAUUGAAACCGAAGGAAUGAUAAAAGACAUUGUAAAACACUUAUCAGCUGUUGAUUAUCCCCAAUUAAGACAACAAUGUGCAGCAACAAUUUUUAGAUGUGCUGAAUCACCAGUAACAAGAGAUUCAGUGCGACAUUUCGGCGGAUUAGAUCCUUUGGUAGUAAUAAUAAAAGAUCCAAACUGUCGCCCUGAUAAACCCCUUCUAGCUGCUGCCACUGGUGCUAUUUGGAAAACGGCAAUAACUCCAGAAAAUGUUGAAAGAUUUGAUCAAAUAAAAACAGUUGAUGCUUUGGUUCAAUUGUUAGCAAAUCCAGACGAAACCGAAGAAGUUUUAAGCAACGUUGUUGGUGCUUUAUCUGAAUGUUUAAAAUUCGAACAUAAUCGAGAGGUUUUAAAAAGAGCGGGUGGAAUUCCGUAUUUAGUAAAUUUACUGAAUUACACUUACACUCCUUUAUUGGAAAACGUACCAAUGGUAUUAAGAGAAUGCGCUAAAGAUUUUGACUCGAUGAGGGUUAUCGAAGAAUUAGAUGGAGUUAGAUUGAUUUGGUCAUUAUUAAAAAACGAAUCUACUUCUGUUCAAGCAAAUGCAGCAUGGUCAUUAGUACCGUGUGUAAAACACGCAAGGGAUUCCGGAGAAAUGGUUCGAUGUUUCGUAGGGGGUUUAGAAUUAAUUGUGAACCUUUUAAAAUCACCAGAUGCUCAUGUCUUGGCGUGUGUUUGCGCCGCAUUAGCUGAAAUAGCUCAAGAUAGAGAAAAUUUAGGCAUCAUUACAGAUCAUGGUGUUGUACCAAUGUUGGUGAAUUUAGUUCAUAGCGAGCACGUUGAAUUAAGAGAACACCUCGCAUCCGCAAUCGCGUAUUGUUGCUCAUGGAGAUCAAAUUGCAAAAUGUUUGGAAGAUUAGGUGCUAUAACUCCGUUGGUUGGUUACAUGGCUUCGAAUAAUAGUAAUGUACAAAGAACUACCGCUUUGGCUUUAUUUCAUUUAUCGAAAAAUUCGUUUAAUUGUAUAACGAUGCAUGAAAGUGGAGUCGUGCCGUUUUUAUUAAAAACGGUUUCAUCGGAAGAUCAAACUUUACAAGAAGCAUCAGCUGGGUGUUUAGGUAAUAUUAGGAGAUUAGCUUUGGAAGCUGAAACGUAUCAUUUGGUAACUAGAGGGGAAAAACCAGAAAGUUCAGAAGAGGAUGACGAUUAAAUUACGCUGUUGUUAAAAACUGAAUUGAUUUAAUUAGCAUGAAAAAUUCAAUUGAGCUAAUUAUAAAAUUUUUCUGAGUG